Didymosphaeria variabile is the source of this 402-nucleotide messenger RNA. Its product is annotated as mitochondrial 37S ribosomal protein rsm10. The transcript has 2 exons. The record is from RefSeq and is a predicted model, not a curated record. NCBI's taxonomy places the organism in Eukaryota, Fungi, Ascomycota, Dothideomycetes, Pleosporales, Didymosphaeriaceae. Bases 1 to 402 code for a protein of 133 amino acids.
AUGGCGGUGCCGCGUUCUCUAUGGCCGUUCUUGGCUCCAACAAAAAGGAUCAAGAUAAUACCACCUAGAGCCUCCGCCCAAACUUUUCUACGUUGCAGGAGCAACCGCGCCGAAGAUCGUGAAGACGACCGUGAACGGCGGAGUGCGCCUGGCGACGACAACGAUGUCGACAUCUAUGCAGAGAUGGAGAAGGGGGAAAUGCCUAUCGAGCAGCGGUUAGAGCACAUGGGCCUCGACGCAGCAGAAUAUACUGCGCUCAAGACCAGCUCGAAGAGGGCACAGAAGAAAUUUGACAACUGGACGCCCAAUGAUAAAGCGGAAGCACAGAGAAAAUGGAAGAAGAUGGCAAACACACCCGACGACUUGACGCUCUUGGAGAUGUUCAAAAAAGGAAGGCCUUGA